This is a messenger RNA of Crotalus tigris (Tiger rattlesnake), 2059 nucleotides long. Its product is annotated as nucleolar RNA helicase 2-like. The transcript has a single exon. Bases 16 to 2019 code for a protein of 667 amino acids. The record is from RefSeq and is a predicted model, not a curated record. NCBI's taxonomy places the organism in Eukaryota, Metazoa, Chordata, Lepidosauria, Squamata, Viperidae. Gene Ontology annotation, molecular function: ATP binding; helicase activity; RNA binding.
ACAUACUCAUUUGAAAUGAGGAUAAUAAAUUGCUAUAGAAGUUUUGAGACUGAAUUACUGGAUUUGGACUUGGAGCCACCAAAACCAAAGAAAAUGAAAAAAAAGAAAGAAAUGGCUGAUAAAAAUGAAGAUGCAAUUGCAAAAUGCAAUUCAAUAUCUCACAUGAGUAAUGGGGUAAAGCACUCAAAAAAGGAGAAUAAUUCUAGUGAAGAUUCACAUACAGAAUGUGAAAGUGAUCAAGAUCAGGAAUUAACAGCAGAACAAAAGGAAGGUGCUUUUGCUAGUUUUGAUAUCUUUAAAGCAACUGUUGAUCUUCUGAAAGCUCGUGGCGUCUCCUACUUGUUUCCAGUACAAGUGAAGACUUUCAUGCCGAUACUUGAAGGCAAAGAUGUAAUCACCCAAGCUCGGACAGGAACAGGGAAAACAUUCUCCUUUGCUAUUCCAUUGAUUGAAAAACUUGAUAGAGAUCCACAAGAAAGAAAAAGAGGCUGUUCCCCGAAGGUACUAGUUCUGACUCCAACCAGAGAAUUGGCAAUGCAGGUUGCCAGAGACUUCAAAGAUAUUACAAAGAAACUUACUGUGGCUUGUUUUUAUGGAGGAACGGCGUAUAAUGGACAAUUGGAUUUAAUUAGAAAUGGCAUUGACAUCCUGGUUGGGACUCCCGGUCGAAUAAAAGAUCACCUCCAAAAUAAUAAAUUGGACAUUUCUAAAUUGAGACAUGUUGUCCUGGAUGAAGUUGAUCAGAUGUUGGAUAUGGGAUUUGCUGAACAAGUAGAAGAAAUCUUAAUGAAUUCUUAUAAGAAAGAUUCUGAAGAUAAUCCACAGACACUCUUGUUUUCUGCAACUUGUCCUCAGUGGGUUUACAAUGUAGCAAAGAAAUAUAUGAAAUCCAAAUAUGAGCAAUUUGAUCUAAUUGGAAAGAAGACUAAAAAAACUGCUACAACUGUAGAGCAUUUGGCCAUUGAAUGUCAUUGGUCCCAAAGAGCUGCAGUGAUUGGAGAUGUCAUUCAAGUCUACAGCGGGAGUCAUGGACGAACCAUAAUAUUUUGUGAAACCAAAAAAGAAGCAACUGAGCUGGCUCUUAAUGCCUCAAUAAAACAGGACGCACAAUCUUUACAUGGUGAUAUUCCACAAAAACAGAGAGAGGUCACUUUGAAAGGCUUUCGUAAUGGAGCGUUUGAAGUACUGGUUGCAACUAAUGUGGCUGCCUGUGGCUUAGAUAUUCCAGAGGUUGAUCUGGUAAUACAGAGUUCCCCACCAAAGGAUGUGGAGUCUUAUAUUCAUCGCUCUGGACGCACAGGCAGGGCUGGAUGGACUGGGCUCUCUAUCUGUUUCUACCAGCGCAGGGAAGAUUAUCAGCUGAAACAAGUAGAACAAAAAGUGGGCAUUACAUUUAAACAUGUAGGUGUUCCUACAGCAACAGACAUAAUUAAAGCUUCCAGUAAAGAUGCAAUCAGAUCUUUGGAUUCUGUUCCUCCAUCUGCCAUUGACUACUUCAGACAAUCUGCUGAACAGCUCAUAGAAGAAAAAGGGGCCGUGGAAGCUCUGGCUGCAACCCUGGCUCAUAUCUCAGAAGCUACAUCCAUUGAACAGCGCUCUUUGCUUAACUCUGAUGUGGGUUAUGUGACCAUGAUACUUCAGUGCUCGGUAGAAAUGCAUGCCACUGGUUAUGCUUGGAGGGGUCUGAAAGAACAAUUGGGCAAAGACAUUGACAACAAAAUAUCCAGAAUGUGUUUUCUCAAAGGAAAAAUGCGUGUAUGUUUUGAUAUUCCAAAAGCUGAAUUAAAUAAAAUAAAGGAAACAUGGCAAAAUACAAGACGCUGGGAACUUUCUGUAGCAACAGAAUUGCCUGAGCUUGAAAAUUCACCACGAGAGGGAGGCCGAAGUCCAGCCAUGGAAUUCAGGAAUGGAAGACGAAACGGUGGUUUCAACAGGCAUGAUCGAUUCAGAAAUAGGGGCCAAAAACGGACUAUAAUCAAGCUUUUUGAUAAUUUGCUAAUAUAUCAAAAUGGGACUUGAACUUCUUGUUUUAGCAUAAGUAAAGUUAAUUUACACUUUA